AUCUAGUACUACGAUCAAAUCAAAAUCAUCCGAAGCACGAUUUCACAUCCUCAGACGAAAUCGGAGUUAUCUUUGGCAUAAGUUCUUUUAACCUGGGCUUCUAACUUGCCAUUUGUGAGAAAAAAGAUCAUAAACCGCCACAAUGAACAUGUUGGCUAAAGUAUUCCGAGUGCCAUCGGUGAAGCAACUGUCGGUUGCGGUGACCCCAACUAAAAACAUCGUCGGCAAGCGCGAUUUCACCAGAACAAUUUGGUACAUGUGCCGCUCAGAAAACAUCAAUGGAACGUCGUCGGUCUUUCCCAAAGAACUCUUGAAACCAACCAUCAGUUGUUCCUGCGGAUGUGCUGGUUCCAAGCAUAUCCACACCAAAGGCGAACGUGAGCUUGUUGAGUUUUUGACCGAAGAAAUUGUCGCCGAAAAAAAAGCUCAGAAGAAAAAAACCCUUCCCACUGACAUCGAUGGAUUCAAAGUGAAACUGAACGGAGCCGAUGUGGAACUUACCAAACAAUCCGACAAGGAAAAAAUCGUGGUUUCCUUCAACGUGAACCACACAGUCGAUGCUGAAGAUGAAGCAGAAAUCGAUCCCAACGCGGAUAAGCCAGAAUUUGCCGAAAUGCGGAGCAAACCACAGUUUGAAAUCGACAUUGUGAGAGGAUCCCAGACUUUAAGUUUUACUUGCUCAUUCCUCCAGGGCGAGGCACAGGAAGGCGAAUACAAUGAUGUAUUUGGUAUCGACGAAAUAACUCUGUUCGAAGGGGAAUGGAACGAUAAAUGUUAUGCAGUAGCAGGGGAUGUUCUGGACGGAUACCUGUAUGAUCUGCUCAUGAACUUCCUGGAAGAGAAAGGCGUCAGCAAUGAAUUUGCUGAGAAACUCUCCGAUUUCAGCACCGCGUAUGAACACACCGCUUAUAUAAGCUUACUGGAAGGUAUUUCCAAAUUCACCAUCGAAAAGAAAUAGAGUCGUACAUUUGUAGCAUUUAUUAAGUUGAUUUAAACCAUAUUUUAAAACUUGAA
Aedes albopictus (Asian tiger mosquito) is the source of this 1014-nucleotide messenger RNA. RefSeq names its product complement component 1 Q subcomponent-binding protein, mitochondrial (gene P32). Bases 143 to 958 code for a protein of 271 amino acids. The transcript is spliced from 5 exons. The record is from RefSeq and is a predicted model, not a curated record. Gene Ontology annotation, biological process: cytosolic ribosome assembly. NCBI's taxonomy places the organism in Eukaryota, Metazoa, Arthropoda, Insecta, Diptera, Culicidae. Gene Ontology annotation, cellular component: mitochondrial matrix.